AUGGCUUCUUCAGCAGGGAUGGAUGUGGACAAUGUCGACGAGCGCUAUCUCGAGCAUGCUGCGGCGUCCUCAUCAACGCCCGCAUCUCUCAAGCCAUACUACCCCAAGCUGCAACAGCUUCACGAUCGAAAGUUGUGGUACCAGCUCACAUUGACCAUCGAAGAGUUCCUCAACCACCCCGACUCGCAGACGCCACCAAUCCAGAUCGAGCUGUACGACAAGUUUGUUAGCCGCUUCUCCUCCAAGAUCAACCAGCUGCAGCUCGCUGCCAUCGGUGUCAAGGUAGCACGGCAAUAUCCAGAUCCAGCCGAGGCGCUCAAAUUCCUCGAACAGCUCGCCACAAAAGUAGACUCGCCCGAUUCGCAAGAUGCGUACGUCUACGCUCUCAUGGAGGCCGCCCACUUUAAGCUGUUGCUCGGAGACGCCGACGGCACAAAGGUGGCCAUGGACAAAUGUGGGAAGAUCUUGGAUGGAUUCGAUGCGGUCGAGACGGCCGUGCACGCAAGCUUCUACCGCGUCUGCGGUGAUUUCUACAAGGCGAAAGCCGAGUACGCCAACUACUACAAGAACUCGUUGCUCUACCUCGCCUGCGUCAACGUCGACGUCGAUCUCACCGACGAAGCUCGCGUGCAGCGUGCGCAUGAUCUGAGCAUCUCGGCGCUGCUCGGAGAUACCAUCUACAACUUUGGCGAGCUGCUCCUCCACCCGAUCCUCGCAUCGCUCGGCAUGAGCCAGCAGCACGCCUGGCUCUCUGAGCUCCUCUUCGCUUUCAACGCCGGUGACAUCGGUCGCUUCGAGGCACUGACCCCGCACCUGGGUAAAGAACCCAUCUUGGCCGAGAACCUGCCCUUCCUGCGACAAAAGAUCUGCCUCAUGUCGCUCAUCGAAAGCGUCUUCAGGCGUUCCGCUGACGACCGCACCAUUGGCUUUGCCACCAUCGCCGCCGAGACCAAGUUGCCCGUCGACGAGGUCGAGCAUUUGGUGAUGAAGGCGCUCAGCCUCAAACUCAUCCGCGGAACCUUGGAUCAGGUCGAGCAGCUGGCGAGGAUCACCUGGGUGCAACCAAGAGUCUUGGACCACCGACAGAUCCAGGCGCUGCAGACGCGACUCAACAACUGGUGCACAAAGGUGCAGGAGGUCAGCGAAUACGUCAAGAACCAAACCCCUGAGCUCUUCAUCUCGGCCUAG
Messenger RNA from Pseudozyma hubeiensis SY62, 1188 nucleotides. RefSeq lists its product as hypothetical. Gene Ontology annotation, molecular function: structural molecule activity. Lineage: Eukaryota; Fungi; Basidiomycota; Ustilaginomycetes; Ustilaginales; Ustilaginaceae. Gene Ontology annotation, biological process: ubiquitin-dependent protein catabolic process. The transcript has a single exon. Gene Ontology annotation, cellular component: cytosol; proteasome regulatory particle, lid subcomplex; nucleus. The record is from RefSeq and is a predicted model, not a curated record. Bases 1 to 1188 code for a protein of 395 amino acids.